UUGCUCUAUCUUUCUUACCGUCUCACACUUUGCUCAAUUUAUCACCUGACCGAGUUAUAUGAUGAACUGCAUUGAUCGGAUACUUGCCUGAAGCUAACACCGAUUCCCUCUUCGCUCCACCAUGAUCAGUGCUACGAGGCGCUGGUUCAGGCGCAAUCGCAAGACCCUCGCAAUCGGCACAGGCGUCAUCGGUGUGGGCUACCUCGCAGGUCAAUAUGUACUAGGCAAGAUAUCAGAAGCACGAGAACGGAUGAGCAGUGAUCGUAUCGCCCGUGAGAACUUACGGCGACGAUUUGAACAGAACCAGACUGAUUGCACAUACACAGUGUUGGCGUUAUUGCCAACUGCGGCGGAGGAUAUAUUGGAGGCUCUGCCCGUGGAGGAAUUGACAAAGGAGUUGCAGAAGAAACGCGCUGAGCGGCUGGCUCGUCUCAAUGCCGGGGAAGGGACGGCGACAGGGUCGGAUAUGAGCUCUGUGGCACCCAGCCUUCUAGAGGAUGACCGAAAAAGCGUAUCGAGUGAAUCGUUUCUGCGGACAAGCCAACUUGGGGACUCGGCAGUUGACGAGGAUGCGUCCCAGCCGAAACGGAACAAGACACAGCUGUGGAACGAGGUUAAGAUUACCUCCAUUACUCGGGCGUUUACCCUGAUAUACACUCUAUCCCUAUUGACAAUCUUCACGCGCGUCCAACUAAACCUCCUCGGCCGCCGGAAUUAUCUCUCGAGCGUGAUUUCUUUAGCCACGCCUGCGGACUCCUCGAGAAUCACUUUAGAGGAUCAUGAUGAUGAUUUGACGCAAACGCUGGGGAACGACUUCGAGACCAACCGACGGUAUCUUGCCUUUAGCUGGUGGCUGCUUCAUCGUGGUUGGAAGCAAUUAAUGGAGGAGGUUAAGGCCGCGGUAGUGGAAGUGUUCGGCCCACUGAACCCAAGGGAUGAUAUUUCCUUUGACAAGCUAUCGGAAUUGACCCUUCAGGUGCGGAAAAAGAUCGAAGGUGCUACGGAGGAAGAGAGGAAACGUCGAAAGUGGCUGCCCUACUUGCUUCCGCCGAGAGAAGACGAGGAUCACCUGCUGGAGGAGUCCGGCGUCCUCGGGGUCACAGAACCCUCAACCCCCCAAACAGCAGCGACAUUGCGCCAUCUUCUCGACGAGACUGCCGAUCUGAUCGACUCCCCAACAUUCACUCGCGUUCAGAUGCUCCUCAACAAUGAGUGUUUCGAGACAUUGAUACAACAAUGCAAGACUGACGCAUUCAAAUCCACCGGACCCGUGACAGCCCCUCAAUCCUUCACGUCUGUUGCCACGGUGAUUCCGGUCAAGGAGAAUUCAGAACUCAAGACAAAGCUAGCAAACGUGCUUGCCGUGCUUGCUCGGCAAGCGCAUGCCAUCGGCAACGGGACAUCUCCGAACAUUUAUGUAAAUGCGAUGGAUCACGGUGUACGAGAGCUCGAAGCUUUCGCGGCGGUGGUAUACAGCUCGAACUUUGAUUCCGAGCUUCUGGGCGCUGGCGCGAGAACCAACACGUCUAACGCGGUGGCCGCGGUACCAGAUUCCACUGCCUCAUCUCCUGUGAUGGUUGGUCAGGACGACGGAUUCCGUCAAGGCGGCAUUGCUGAGGGUAGACCAGGGGCGGAGGAUGCCGACGAUAACGACCUGGAAAGGGCAUGGGGGAGAGCUGUGGUAGAACAACCGAGUGGUGGGUCGACUGCGUAGACUAAUGAGACGCGUCCAGUCCUGAAUAGACAUCCUCGUUGACGGCAAGUGAUCUUGAUCCAAUCUACAGUCUGGUCUUAUACGAAACAAGGGGGUGGGGACUGUAAUACUAUUAUUUGUAUUAGAAUGACACG
Messenger RNA from Aspergillus nidulans FGSC A4, 1848 nucleotides. Its product is annotated as protein pexC. Gene Ontology annotation, cellular component: peroxisomal membrane; peroxisome. Gene Ontology annotation, biological process: peroxisome organization. The record is from RefSeq and is a predicted model, not a curated record. The transcript is spliced from 4 exons. The coding region runs from base 122 to 1714 and encodes 530 amino acids. Lineage: Eukaryota; Fungi; Ascomycota; Eurotiomycetes; Eurotiales; Aspergillaceae.